Molecule: messenger RNA, 1803 nt
Organism: Prorocentrum cordatum
Lineage: Eukaryota; Dinophyceae; Prorocentrales; Prorocentraceae
Source: the annotation of a GenBank genome assembly
AUGGUCGGAGUGGACCCGGUCAGCAGUACCAUGUGGAGCGCCACGUGCAGCAGAAAGAACCCGAAGGUCCACAAGCCAGUCAGAGAGCAAAGGCGUGAGCAACUUGCCCCGCAAAGCCACGGGGUCUCCUUCCUGAUCUCCAUGCUGGAGGCAGAUCUCGGCGCCGACGAGGCGGAGCUCCGGCGCGACUGCAACCGCGCGAUCGCCCAGGGUCGGAAGGAGGCAGAGGCGAUCCUGGAGGAGCGCAGGGAGGUGGCGCAGAGGUUCAUCGCGAACUUCGACGCCGUGACCGACGCGAUCGAGUCGAACGACAGCCUGCAGGAGAUCGAGGCGCAGCUGAAGCGGCUGAACGACUUCGGCCUUCAGCUCUUCCGCAGCCGGGGCAAGGACGAGAUGAGCGCGCCGCACCCCGCCCUGGACACUAUCCCCGCGGUGCUCGACGCUGUGAGGAAGACGCUGACCGCCCACAAAGCCGUGGUCACUUUCGGGGAGAACAUGGCGGAGCAGGGCUACGAGUGCGACAGCAGCGACGAAGACCUUGAGGACUACCGCCCUCCGGAGCAGGUGGCGGCGGCACGGGCGGCGGCGAGGACCGCGGCUCAGUCGUACUUCGACGAGCAGCGGAAGACCCUUCAGAAGUACGACGCGAAUGGGGACGGCUUCCUCACUAAAGUAGAGGUGGGGCUCUUCGUGGGCGAGGAGUACGGCCUGCAGCUGUCGGACUCCGCCCUUGACAGCAUAUUCAACGCCCUCUGCGUGAAGCCGCUGAGCGUCAUCCACUUCGAGAUGGACGAACGACCAGAGGCCGACCCCGUGGACUGCUACCCUGGCGUGCCGCUGAACGCGGGGCAGCAGCUGAAGAUGGCCAUCGGAGUGCAGAGAGAGGUGGCGCGCGAGCAGGAUCGCCGGAAGAAGCUGGAGGACCUGCACUUCGAGUGGCAGCGCAGCCUCGAGGAGGCGUCCGUGGUGGUCGGCCUCCUGGAGCCCAGGGUCGCGGCGUGCCAGGUGGAGGCGGAGCGGCUGACGGAGGUGAUAGAGGAGUUGAAGGCGAGCGACGUGUUGAAGGCCGUCGCCGUCGCGGCCAAGGAGGUGGCCGAGGUGGAGGCGGAGCUGAACGCUUGCUACGUCAAGGUCAACCCCACCCUCUCUAGCCAGAAAGUCGACGACGCGCAGAGGGGCUUCUUCUUGCGCAGUGCAGACGCCAAGACCCUCCGGAUGCGGGCAGGGCGGCUCACGGCAACGCUCAAGCGCGCGGCGGUGGCGCACGCGAGUGUGCGACGGCAGGUGGCCGCGAGGUCGCGCAUGGACACGCACUUGGUGUACACGCAAGUUGCGAAUAUAUUGGAGAACCACAAGGAGGACAUGGAGCUCCAGCUGAGUGGGCUGGAUCCGGACAAGGGCGACGGAACAAUGUCCCAGGCGGACGUGACGUCUUUCCUGAGGCUGCGCUGGGACGUGCUCUCGGACUUCCCCGAGGCCGAGGUGGCGGCCUGGUUCGCCGCGCGGGCCGAGUACAGCGACGGCGCUGGGCUGUCCAGGGUGCAGCUUCUUGAGCCCAAGCGCGUCCGCUACAAGGUGGAGAAGGCAGUCGCGAUGACCAAGGGGCUCAGCAUCAAGGAGAGCAGCUGCGUCAGACGCCUGAAUGCAGGUGAGAUCGUCGAGCUCAUGGAGGCGCCGCAGUCGGACGAGGAGUUCGAUGUGGUCAGGAUCAGGAUUCGUGCUUUGAGAGACGGCGUCGACGGCUACGUCACCAUCAGGGGCAACCAGGGCACGAACUACAUCGAACCAUGCGAGGGUGAAUGA